AUGAGCCAUCAAAUCAGCUAUAGCCAACAAUCUCAUAGGACCUCCAGUGGAGGACAACGCCAGGGAUUCAGCGGCCAAUCUGCUGUGGUCUCCAGCAAGAGCUGCAUCAGCUCUGGCAAGUCGACAUCCGCUUCCCGAUGUGGAGGAGGCAGGGGCAGCGGUGGCAGGAGCGCUUCCUCAGCCUGUGCCAUGAGGGGUUUGGGUUUUGGGAGUAGGAGCCUGUACUCGCUUGGGGGGAGCAAGAAGAUCUCCUACAGUGUGGCUGGGGGUAGCUACCAGGCAGGGGGCUUCAGUGGUGGCCGAAGUGGUGGCUUUGGGGGGAGUGGGUUUGGAGCUGGUGGCUUUGGAGGGGGAACUGGUAGUUUUGGAGGGGGAACUGGUAGUUUUGGAGGGGGAGCUGGUGGUUUUGGAGGGGGAGCUGGUGGUUUUAGAGGGGGAGCUGGUGGCUUUGGAGGGGGAGCUGGUGCUUUUGGUGGCCCUGGUGGCUUCGGUGGCCCUGGUGGUUUUGGUGGCUCCAGUGGUCCUGGUGGUUUCCCUGGCAUCCAUGAAGUGACUGUCAACCAGAGUCUCCUAAAGCCCCUCAAUGUGGAGAUUGACCCCCAAAUUGGGCAAGUGAAGAACCAAGAGAAGGAGCAGAUCAAGACCCUCAAUAACAAAUUUGCUGCCUUUAUUGACAAGGUCCGGUACUUAGAACAACAGAACCAAGUCCUAGAGACCAAGUGGCAGCUGCUGCAGGACCAUGGUUCCACCUCUAGCUCUGACACCCAGAACCUUGAUCCCUUCUUUGAGAACUACAUCAGCAGCCUCAGGUCCUACCUGGAUGGGCUGGUUAAUGAAAAAAACAAACUGAAUGGGGAGUUGUCCAGUAUGGAAGACUUGGUUGAAGACUUCAAGAAGAAGUAUGAAGAUGAGAUCAACAAACGCACUGCUGCUGAGAAUGACUUUGUGGUUCUUAAGAAGGAUGUAGAUGCUGCCUACAUGAACAAAGUAGAACUGGAAGCCAAAGUGAACAACGUGAUGGAUGAGAUUAACUUCCUAAAAGCCUUGUAUGAUGCAGAGCUGUCCCAGAUGCGGUCAGACACCAGCGACACCUCCGUGGUCCUGUCCAUGGACAACAACCGAUUCCUGGACUUGGAUAGCAUCAUCAAUGAAGUCCAAGCACAGUAUGAGGAUAUUGCCCAGAGGAGCAAGGUUGAGACUGUGGCCCUAUACCAGACGAAACUGGGAGAGCUGGAAAACACAGCUGGAAGGCAUGGGGAUGACCUGAAAAACAUCAAGAGUGAGAUCUCUGAGCUCAACAGGAUGAUCCAGAGGCUUCGAGCUGAAAUUGAGAAUGUCAAGAAGCAGAAUGCCAACCUUCAAGCAGCCAUUGAUGAUGCUGAGCAGCGUGGGGAGAUGGCUCUCAAGGAUGCUAAUGCCAAGGUGGUGGACCUCAACGCUGCCCUUCAGCAGGCCAAGGAUGACCUGGCCCGUCUACUUCAUGAUUAUCAGGAGCUCCUGACAGUCAAACUAGCCUUGGACAUAGAGAUCGCCACCUACAGGAAGCUGCUGGAGGGAGAGGAGUGCAGGAUGAGUGGAGAGUGCCCGAACACCGUGAGCAUCGACAUGGUCCACAGCAGCAGCAGGGGUGUGUCCACGGGAGGAGGAGCUGGAGGACAUGGCCGAAGUGGCACCAGUGGGGGAAGUUAUGGUACUGGGGGGACAGGCAGCAAGGGAAUGGGUAGUGUGGGCUAUGGUGGCAGUUCCAGUGGGGGCUUGAGCUCUGGUGGGAGCUGUAGCAUUGGAGCCCAGGCUAACCAAACUCUGCAUUAUGCUAUCCUCACCCCUACAUGGCUUCCAGUCCCCUUCUUGCUUCUGCCCCCUGCUCUGGCAUCCUUCAGCUGUUGA
Molecule: messenger RNA, 1887 nt
Organism: Vombatus ursinus (common wombat)
Lineage: Eukaryota; Metazoa; Chordata; Mammalia; Diprotodontia; Vombatidae
Product: keratin, type II cytoskeletal 3-like
Exons: 10
Coding region: 1-1887 (628 amino acids)
Biological process (GO): keratinization; intermediate filament organization
Cellular component (GO): keratin filament
Molecular function (GO): structural constituent of skin epidermis
Source: RefSeq, a predicted model, not a curated record